UGUGCACUACGCACCCCUCCUUUUUUAUCGUUGAGACUUGAGACUUGAGAGUAGGAGUUAAACUUGGAAAAGAAGUAUAAAAAAAACUUGGAAAAGAAGUAUAAAAAAAUGUUUAUUAUUUAUACCAAUUUAUUUUUGUUCUAACAAACCCUAGCUAUUUUUCCCCCUUCCAACUCACAAUCGCAAAACACACAAAUCUAUCAGAAAGAGAAGCACACAACGAUAAAGAGAAAAAGUCUGGAUUCUACAGUGAUUCAUUUUCGUACGAUCAUCGGGGAAGGUUCUGUAAUCUUGAAUUCUCAAUCAGAAUAACAAUCAUGAGAUUCAUGAAGGGGAGUAAAGUGGAAGUACUAAGAAAGAAAGAGGCGACUCCUGCUGAAUGGGCUUGUGCUAAGAUUAUUUCAGGCAAUGGGCACACUUAUAGUGUCGUAUUUGAAGGUUCUUGUGGCAUGAGAAGUGAGGCACUUGUGGAGAGAGUGCCAAGGAAGGCCAUUAGACCCUGUCCUCCUUCUGUGGGAAGUGUGGAGAGUUGUGCAGUUGGAGAUAUUGUGGAAGUUUUUGAUGUUGGUUCUUGGAAAAUAGCCAUGGUUGUGAAGCCUUUUGGCAGAGAUUAUUAUUUGGCUAGGCUACUGGGGUCUUGUGAGGAGUUCAGAGUUCACAAAUCCAACGUUCGGGUGCGUCAGUCUUGGCAAAAUAAUGAAUGGAUUGUGAUCAGAAAGGGUUUGGAGAGUUGUGAUUUGGUGAAAUCCAACAAACCAUCUAGCUCGUAUUGUCAUCAGAUUACUUCUGGAGUUCCUCAAUUCAUUUCAAGAAGAAAGAUGCAGGCAGGAUAUAAUUGUUUAGCUGCUCAAGACAAUACAUGCUUUCAAGAGCCUUAUACUGUCUCAUCUAGGAUAUUGAAGAGAUCUCUCCCUUAUUGCUCCUCUAAUAUUGAACCAUAUGCCAGAAAAACGAGAGGAAUCCAGAAAGAGGGUGAAUCCCUCUUGCUGAAAAAGGUAGAUGCUGUUGCUUGCCCACGAGUAAAUCUGGGUGAAACAUACAUGCAUGCUUCCUGUAAUAAUGGAACAACUGGAUGGUUUGAAUUGGAGAGGGGAAAUCAGAUUGGUUCUAUUUUUUGUUUCCAUGAAAGAAGUUCAGAACCUAAUGAUUGUAGUAGUCUUGCAUCUUCUGUUGGUAGUUGUAGUGUUGUUAGCAACAGUACAAAUGAGUUGUCUGGUCAUAAUUUAUCAGAUCCUACUCAAGAUGCAGAUCCUAUUGGUAGUGAUGCAGAUUCCUUUUAUAAUUGUGGAGAUGAGGAACGAAAAUGUCCCCUUUCUAUGAAAGAGGAUGUACCUGCAAGAAUCCAUAGAUUAGAGUUGCAUGCUUAUCGCAGCACUCUAGAGGCAAUAUAUGCUUCUGGGCCCUUAAGUUGGGAACACGAAGCUCUAUUGACAAAUCUCCGCAUUUCACUCAACAUUUCCAAUGAUGAACAUUUGAUGGAGAUUAGGAAUUUAAAAUCAGCUCAAACUAGCAUUCAUCUUAGUUAACUAACAAUCAAGGGAUUUUUUUCCUUUAGAAUAGGAUAUUCUACACUUGACAAUUUCCUUCUCGUCAUUGUAAGAAGCUGGAGGAGUGGUUACAUUGUGUAGCUUCUGGUUGAUUCAAUUUGUAAUUUGGAAAUCAUGUACUAAAUACUUUUAUACAAAAAUGAAUUUGUCCAGGCUCAUUGUUGUGCUCUUUA
Messenger RNA from Juglans microcarpa x Juglans regia, 1720 nucleotides. RefSeq lists its product as uncharacterized. The transcript has 3 exons. NCBI's taxonomy places the organism in Eukaryota, Viridiplantae, Streptophyta, Magnoliopsida, Fagales, Juglandaceae. The record is from RefSeq and is a predicted model, not a curated record. Bases 318 to 1526 code for a protein of 402 amino acids.